AUGCAUUACUCCAAGGUACUGAGCCUUCUGGCUGCCUACAGCCUAUACUUCUCUAUCGCCGCUGCGGGUCUCAGCCGUUCCCGUUCGCAAUUUAAAACCUUCUUCCCGACGGUAGAAGAACACGAUAAGUGGAAGUUCCACGCAAAUUGCUCCGACCAGUUUACAGACUACUGGAACGAGAGCAAAGAGGAUCCAGGCAGGGGCCACGAGUGGUCCAGAAACCUCUUGGAAUGCAUCCUGGAGGAAUAUGGAGAGGCCAACAAGGCCAACAUGGCUGUGACGGGCAUUCUUCUGGCGCUUCUACCUGCAGGCCUCGUCCAGUUCGGGCCAGGCCUAGCUGAGAUCAGCCUCCUGAGCACCCGGAGACCAAUUCUCGCCACGCUACUUGGCUUUGGAUUGCUGUCACCAAGCCCAACCGAGUUCGACUUUGAGAACAUUGUCAACAAAGCAGUGAACGGCGGUGAAGCGCUCAUACCGAUAAGGGCUCUGAAUGGAGACGGGACACCCUUUCUUGCUAAGAUUCUUGUGUCUGUUAUUGAGUAUGGCAUCGCGAUGGCGGCAACGGCAAACUACUUCUACCACCUCUUCCGGUUCACCUAUCACGCCGUGCCCCUGGCCCCGUUAGUUGUCUACAUUCCAGGCAUACCAGAAACCGCGACUCUUUUUGGAUGGGGCUUUUUGAACUUGCCAAUCUUUCUACUUGCUUUUGUCGUCUCCGCCAAGACCGUGGGGUUGAUUACCUCCAGAUCGGAUAAUGACAACAAGAGAAACGUCGUAGCCAGGUUCAUCGUUGCUGAGCUGACUCCCUGUGGUCAAGGCCCAAAGCUUAAGGAGAUUCAGACUCCAGAGUGUCCAAGAACCUUGCCACGUCUUCUUGGCCCCGUCGUCCGACUAGUCGCCGGACUUCACAUCAUAACCGGCACUGUUCUUAUUGGCAGCAUUGUUCUCAUCCCCUUAGGCGACUCUCUUCCGGUUAUCUACGCCUUUAUAUUCGCGGCUAUAUGUACUCGGGCUAUACUGAGCUACGAGUUGAACGGUCUGGCGCUGAGGGCAGAACGAAAGGAGGGAAGGACAAAGAACGACACACGUUGCCCUGAAUCACAAGAUUACACCAGUGUAAGCCAGGUUGAUUCUAGUGUAAAAGCAGCUUAG
Fusarium mangiferae is the source of this 1152-nucleotide messenger RNA. RefSeq lists its product as uncharacterized. Bases 1 to 1152 code for a protein of 383 amino acids. Lineage: Eukaryota; Fungi; Ascomycota; Sordariomycetes; Hypocreales; Nectriaceae. The record is from RefSeq and is a predicted model, not a curated record. The transcript has a single exon.